Emericellopsis atlantica is the source of this 2461-nucleotide messenger RNA. Its product is annotated as ASST-domain-containing protein. Lineage: Eukaryota; Fungi; Ascomycota; Sordariomycetes; Hypocreales; Bionectriaceae. The coding region runs from base 433 to 2301 and encodes 622 amino acids. The record is from RefSeq and is a predicted model, not a curated record. The transcript has a single exon.
GCCAUCAGCACGACGCCAGGUACUGCAAAGUUAAAACUCACUUGGGCCAAACGUCAACAACAACAACAACAGCAUUCUUAUGACCUUUUCCCAUACUUCAUCAACAUCUCAUUCCCUACACGUCCUCCUGCAUUGGCCAGGUCCUCCAUCAGCCACUGACGAGAAAGGCAGAGAGAGCAUUGCUGCAUUCCUAAGGUACCGAUACUGCGCCACUGUGCAGACGCACGUGCUCCAGUCUUUCUCCUUAUCCGCCCCCGGUUCUCUCCCCACAUCGACGCUUGGCCUGUGGGAGGGCCUCCUGAUUCUACAGUCGACCGCGCUCUUUGCGUGUCGAACCAACUCUUCUUCGAACCCUGCCAUUCGCAUCGCACGGACGAGCGAGCGACGACACGCGACGCGACGCGACGUCAGUGCCCUCUCGAACCCCCAACCAUGCGGCUCACGGCCAUCGUCACAGCCCUGGCGGCGCUCAGCCUCGACCUCGUCGCAGCCGCAGCCGACGCGGACGUCUUCUCGUCGCAACACCUCUACGACUGGGGCUGGUACGGUCUCUUCCCGUACACCACCUUCAAGUCGUACGCCAAAGGCGGCAUUCCCCGCGUCAACUUCCUCAGCUGGGACGAGCGAUGCACGAACGGAUACUACCUCUACACGCCCAAGGGACGCGCCGUCCCCAAAGACCAGGCUGGCCCACGGAUCAUGGACGGUAAGGGCAACCUCGUCUGGUCCGGCGUCGAGGACUUUGGACAGGCGGCCGACCUGCAGGUGCAGGAGUACAAAGGCAAAAAGUACCUCACCUUCUGGAAGGACACGGAGGGCAUCAGCAUGGGCUGGGGUCGCGGCAUCCACUACAUGCUGGACGAGAACUACCAGGUCUACAAGACGUUCCGCCCCGUCGGCGAGGGCAUGAUGAGCGACCUGCACGAGUUCCACAUCACCAGGGAGGGCACCGUCCUGCUGACCGCGUACGCGCCUCUCACCUGGGACCUUAGGCCCAUUGGGGGGCCAAAGGAGGGCUGGAUCAUGGACAGCUGGUUCCAGGAGAUUGACAUUGAGACGGGCGAGCUGCUCUUUGAGUGGCGCGCCAGCGAGAAUGUGCCUCUGGAGGACACGGUCCGCUACUUUGCCGGUCGCGACGACGGGUUGACCCCGGAGAGGGGCUUUGAUUACUUUCACAUCAACAGCAUGGACAAGGACAAGAGCGGAAACUACAUUGUCUCGGGUCGCCACACGCAUUCGAUCCACGCCGUGUCGCCUGAAGGCCAGCUGCUCUGGACGCUCGGUGGCAAGGGCAACCAGUUCGAGGAUCUCUCGGGCGGCAAGGCCAUUGACUUUGCGUACCAGCACCACAUCCGCAUCGACGACAACGACGUCAUCACCAUGUUCGACAAUGCCAAGGCCGAGCGCGCCGGCCCUGCACUCAAGUACGACUUCUCCCGCGGUCUUGUGAUCCAGCUCGAUCAGGAGAACCGCACCGCCAAGCUCCUGCACGAGGUUUACGACCCUGCGAACCGCAAGUACGCCGACUCUCAGGGCUCAGCACAAUUGUGGGAUGGUGGAAAGUCCAUGCUGGUCGAUUAUGGCUUCUUCCCCUCCUUCACCGAGUUUGACACGGAGACGAGCGAGGUCCUCUGCGACAUGCGCUUUGGACCCUCCCUCAUGUUCCCCAUUGGGUCCGUCAACAGCUAUCGCGCUUCCAAGGGUAACUGGGUCGGGAAACCGCUCAAGAGACCGAACAGUCUCUACAAUCCGGCCGAGGGUGUCCUGUACGUGAGCUGGAACGGCGACACGGAGACGGACAUGUGGGUUCUGCAAGGCGCAGACCACAGCACGGCCGAUAGCGGUCCGUGGACAGAUCUCAAGGAGAUCAGCAAGGACGGCAGGUUCGAGGUCGGCUUUGACAUUGACGCGAGCAUGCCCCCCUGGCUGCGCGUCGCGGCCGUCAACAAGGACGGCGAGACGCUCUACCACUCGCAGAAGUUGAGUCGCGAGUACGGCAACGUGCCACUCCCCGACGUUCUGGGCGAUGUUUUACAUGCCCUCCGGUGGAUCUAUACCCUUGUCGUCACCGGCCUCGGCCUCUAUGCUUGGGACUCUACACGUCGUUGGCGAGCGACCCUUGCGCGCGUUGCGGGCAAGAUGUGGCAGGUUGUGAAGCCAAAGCUGCGUCGACUCUUCUUUUGGUGGAUGCCACGCGGUGUGCGUCUGCCGACGUGGAUGCGCGGCGGGCUCUGGAAAGCUAAGGGGAAACCACACGAGAUGCAGCCACUGUACGACGCGGACGAAGAGCAGCGUAUAUAAUGAGCAUUACGCUUGAGGGAGGCGUUGGUCGGUUACUCUCUGUCCUGGGGGCUAUGAUGUGCAUACCUAGGUUAAGCCCCCUGGCAUGGCGUUUGGUGUCUUUCCCCUAGAACCUGUAUUCUUACUAAACAUGGCAUACCUAAAUACCACAUGGCAGCAU